Rhagoletis pomonella (apple maggot) is the source of this 806-nucleotide messenger RNA. Its product is annotated as putative nuclease HARBI1. The transcript has 2 exons. The record is from RefSeq and is a predicted model, not a curated record. Lineage: Eukaryota; Metazoa; Arthropoda; Insecta; Diptera; Tephritidae. Bases 58 to 765 code for a protein of 235 amino acids.
GCUCGAGUGUGUCCAAAGAACUGGCGGUGACCUAAGUGGCCUUUCAAAGAGCACAGCAUGCAAUUCAUUAAAUUUCCUCGGGAAGUUGGAAGGCAGAGGGCAAUACAGCAACAGUUUUAUAAGAAAGCAAAGUUUCCGCGAGUGAUUGCAGCUAUGGAUUGUACGCAUGUAAAGAUCCUUUCUCCAGGUGGUGAUGAUGCUGAGGUGUACCGUAAUCGGAAAUGGUUUUUUUCGUUAAACGUUCAAACGCUUUGCGAUAGCCAUUUAAACAUUAUGGAUAUCGUUGCACAUUUUCCAGGGUCCACACAUGAUGCCACUAAAUUGAGAAAUUCUCGAAUAUAUAGUCGAUUUGAAGGAAAUGAGUUUGGGAACGCAAUAGUAGUUGCUGAUAGCGGAUACCCAUGUAAUAGAUGGACUAUGACGCCACUCUUGAGAGUAAAUACACCAACUGAAGCACUAUAUAAUGAAUCCCAAAUCCGGACUAGGAAUUGUGUCGAACGUUCUUAUGGAGUAUGGAAAAAACGCUUUCCUGUACUUUCAUUGGGCAUCAGAUUACACAGUAGAGAAGUGGAAAGAACUAUAGUUGCAACUGCGGUUUUGCACAAUGUUUGCAAUUUAAAUAACGGUGAGGGCGCUCCUCCCCUGGACUCAGAGAUAAAUGCGAUUUUGAACUCGCAGGUUUCCGUGCCCUCUAUUUCACUUAGAGGGCAAAGUGAUAAUAUAUACAGAAGAGAAAUCAUACAAAACCAUUUUGAAACUUUGUAGUUGCCUAAAGAAAUAAAAACAAGUUGCACAAAAUGAAUAUA